AACGGAGACGGUUUGCCUUGGAAGGGGGUUUUGGGACCCCUUAGGGUUUGCUCUUGGGUGUGCUGUUUUCUAGGGUUUUAUGCCUCGGGUUUGAUUUUAGCAGAAUCACGUGUUGCGUUCCUUUCAAUCACAUCGCCAUCUCCUCUGAGCGCAUCAAAGCUUGUGUUUUUUCUUUAUUUUUACCAACAUGUCGGGAAGAAAAGAAACCGUGCUGGAUCUGGCCAAGUUUGUGGAUAGAGGAGUAUCUGUGAAGCUGAGUGGUGGCCGACAAGUGACAGGAACUUUAAAAGGAUAUGAUCAGCUUUUGAAUUUGGUGCUGGACGAGGCUACGGAAAACUUGAGGGAUUCGGAUGAUCCUUUGAAGACGACAGAUCAAAUGAGACAAUUAGGCUUGAUUGUUUGUAGAGGAACUGCUGUAAUGCUGGUUGCUCCAACAGACGGUACUGAGGAAAUUGCAAAUCCGUUUCUUGCGAAUGAGACUCCUGCUGCUACUUGAUUUGUCUCUCCAUCAUCAACAACCACGUUCGCGUUCGGGAGAUCACUCCUCCCUUCUGGCUGGACAGUGGUGUUACAUAUAAUUGUCCUGCGGAAUGGAUGUCGUCUGGGUAGAGACCAAGUUGGAUGUACCAAUCAAUGUUUAAUUUUGGAUUUAAUUAUCUCAAGAGCCAAAUGUACAACAGCUUGUACUGUUUUCUUUUUGCGGUGUUAUAGUGCUUGAUAUAGAGACUGAUUAUAGCGCUUGAUUGCCACAAUUUCUGUCGUGACUGUUUUAAAGAGUGCCGUUAGGGUUCAAUCUGUAAUUGUUACUGUAACAGCUCCUGUUAUUAACACACGUGACUUUCUCAACGGUGUUUUACAAACAUUAUAAACUGACUAGAACUGGAAAAUUAAAAACUAGUGGAUGUUGGUGGA
Molecule: messenger RNA, 912 nt
Organism: Physcomitrium patens
Lineage: Eukaryota; Viridiplantae; Streptophyta; Bryopsida; Funariales; Funariaceae
Product: sm-like protein LSM7
Biological process (GO): nuclear-transcribed mRNA catabolic process; mRNA splicing, via spliceosome
Cellular component (GO): U2-type prespliceosome; catalytic step 2 spliceosome; Lsm1-7-Pat1 complex
Molecular function (GO): RNA binding
Source: RefSeq, a predicted model, not a curated record